Messenger RNA from Acanthaster planci (crown-of-thorns starfish), 4097 nucleotides. It is a transcript of the gene telo2, whose product is annotated as telomere maintenance 2. NCBI's taxonomy places the organism in Eukaryota, Metazoa, Echinodermata, Asteroidea, Valvatida, Acanthasteridae. Gene Ontology annotation, cellular component: cytosol. Gene Ontology annotation, biological process: 'de novo' cotranslational protein folding. Gene Ontology annotation, molecular function: telomeric repeat DNA binding; Hsp90 protein binding. The record is from RefSeq and is a predicted model, not a curated record.
CUCGUGGCCGUGGCUCAGUUGGAAACACGAAACGACUGACUUUGAAUUUGUCAACUGUGAUUACGCCAUGGCUGAUACUAAAUUAUCAGUGCGUCAAACAGUGCGGGAAUCGCAGAAUAUUCUCACCUCGUCCAGAGAUUCCACAGAACUCUGCAGAGCCCUGGAGAGGAUUUCUGCUCUGCUACCCGGGUGGAAUGGGAACAAUGUAACCACUCUGGGCACACCGAGUGAAGCAGCGGCGGAGUUUGGAGCCAGCCACUACGUCCGCUUCUUAGAGUUUCUGGUCGGUCAGUUUAGCCUGGAUUGGUGCAGCCGGUUUACAGUCGAGGAGCGAGACAGUUUGAUUGAUGUCUUCUUCUUGGAUGGUGUUCACCAUCAUGCUUUUCUGGUGCUGUGCACUGCAGUCACACAGAGCAGUCCGAGCUUCAAACAGAACAAGUGUCUGUCUCUCCUGGAAGACUUCCUCCUCCGUGGCAGGAUGACUGACAUCAUCUGGACACAGUGUUGCAUCCUGUCGGAUCUCACCGACUCGGGGACCCAAUCAGCCAAACACCGUGUCCUCUGGGAACAGCUCCUGACGGUGAUAGUCUCAUUGCCAGACAGAGUAGCCAACAGAAUGCAAGACAAGUGCAGCAUUAGUUUUCACCCCAAGCAAUAUUUCACAUCUCUCGCCAAAGAUCUUGUGGUGGUACUCCACAAAGUGUAUAAUCAACUCAAAGCUACCCAAGACUGCUCCUUGCUGUUUGUAAGCCAGUUGAUAGGCAGGAUAUGUCUGAAUGGACACGCAGAUACCAUAUUAUCCUUUCUUCUGCCUCACUUUGUCAAAUUUACGGCUGAUGAUUUCCUAUGGUGUCGUGUCUGCUCUCGUAUCAUUGUUGGUACUCCAGAGAGAUGCAUGGAGAGCAUCAUGGACAGCCUCCUUAAGAAAAUACCAUGGUAUGGCAUUGUGUCGAGGCUCCUGGGGGAUGCGGUGCUUAGCAACAAGAAAUUGCUCUUUUUGCUCACUAACAAGUUCCUCCUCCUCAGAUGCUACAGUCAGGAGUUGGUUCCACAGAAUAUCAUCGGCUAUUUAGCAGACUCACCCAACAGGAGACACCUAGUGGUCAAAACUCUCAGGACCUUGUUGGAUGUCUGGGGAGACAGUAGUGCCGUCAAGCACACGGCCUAUGACCAGCAUGCCUACUUGACCAAAGUAAUGCUCAUCUGCCUAGGCCAUCUCAACCAGCAGGAGAAGGCAAAGCACAAAUCAGUUCUCAUGCAGAAGCUGCUGUCUGGAAUGCAGUGCCACCUGAACAGCCCCCUGCACAAAGUGCGCCGACUAGGAAUGAUCGCAGCCGAGGCUCUUACCAAGACAUUGGAGGCAGAGGGACCGAAGCUGACUUUCGAGUACGAGAAGGACGAGGAGAGUCGACUGCUGUGGUCACUCUUGGUGCCCCCUAAAGACCCUGGGAUAGAGGAGAUUACAAAAGACGUUGUUGAGAUGUCUCUCAGUGAGGAAGAGAGGAAGAGGGAAAACGCUGCCUUUGGAAAGUCAGAGCAGAAAAAUGUGUCUCCAUUGCACCCCAGUCAAGACAAUGACCUGGACAGUGACGAUGAUCUGGAGCCAUACGAUAUGUCGGAGGACGUCAAGACAUCUCAAGUCCAGACGCCCAUGUACAUAAGGGACUGCAUUGAGGGUUUGCAUGCUAAAGAGAAUCGUGAACUGACAGAGACCAGUCUGAAAGUGGCUGAGAAACUUGCUAGGAGCAAACCAGACAACUUGCCAGAGGUUUGUGUAGAGUUCCUGCAGGUUCUUCUGCAUCUAGAGGAUAUCUAUGAGAUUGAUGACUUCAUGGUCUUGAGGCACUCGGCGAUGGUAGCUGCAACUGUACUAUGUCCAAUCCAGGCAUCUCAAUAUUUGACAACUGAGUUCUACGACAGAAACUACAACAUCAGACAGAGGCUGGACGUGCUGGAGGUCCUUGCGGCUGCAGCCCAAGAACUUUCCCAACCCCUGGAAGCAACGGCGCCCUGUAGUGGUAUUCAGAAACCACGCCGACCUUUGACCCAGGCUGCACCAAACCCUUCGGAGGAGGCGGAACAUUGGAGGGAUAUUGUACAGAAAAGGAUCGAGAGCAAGACCAGGCGAUUUGCUAAAGGAAGGAGUACCCCAGCUCCUAUCCCCAUCGCCAGUAGGUUUGCCCCUGUUGCCGGUUAUUUCUUCUUUCCGCUUCUCAAGAGCUACGACAGUAAUCUCAACACCAUGGACAUGAUGGGUGAUGACUUCCUACUCCUCGGUAGAAUGCUCUACACCCUUGGCAUUGUGGUACACGCUGCCCAACAUGCACCGAUUUGCAGACAAAUGGCAGUCAGUCUACUGGAGUUAGUCUGGACUCUGAGGUACCACACUGAAGUGUUCGUGCGGCAAGCCCUGAUGUUUGCCGUCUCCAUGGUGAUACUGAGCAUGCCCAGUCAUCUCUUGAUCUCUGACCUCCAGGAUGAGAUGUUGGAAUGCAAGCUUUGGCUAGAAGACAUCGUUGGCAAGGACCCCAAUGCGGAGUGCAGAGACCUGGCAGCACAGACCUUGAUGGUCCUGGGAUCAGUGGUCCACAAGGAGUUGAAUGCUGAAGCAAGGUGACACUUAUCACAGUAGCACCACGGUUCUUUUUCAGAAAAGGAAAGCGUUGCUGUAUUGUUCCUCUUGGUUCAGUACAGCAACCUGGCUUCAGCACGUUGCCCAAGAGAACUAUAACUGCAUGACAGCGCUCACACAAUCCGGGGUUUCAAUUUCUGUUGAUAAUGAUGCAGACUUUUAAGCUUCCCCUAGGCCUGUGGCUGUUGAAUCUGCACUCUUCCAGCAUCUGUAGAACAGUCUCUUGAUUUAUACCAUGCACGGAUUGUGCUUCAUUAUCCACUAGACACAUUCAGCAGUUAUCAACCCCCCCAACCAAGCUUGACUUUGAUAUCUUGAGUAUUCUGUAUAUCUAUGUAGCUUUUAUAGCCCCAAACCCCUGCUUGACACCAAAUAUUCAUGUCGCAAAAUUCACAAGAAUUCACACUGAAAGGAUUUUCUUGCAUUUUGUUUGAAACCGAUUGAGCCACUCAGACGAGUCCGAGGUGCCUAUUUCCGAUAUCCAAAGGUUGGAUCUAUGAGUACUGAAUGCCAUCCACUCCACCACUAUCCAUAAAUAACAACCGCAGGUUGACGCUAGUCAGUAGUGUGCAUAUCUUUGAACACAAGCAUUUAUUGCACUUCAAUAAACAUAACCUAUACCUCAGUACAAUUCAACAGGAAAGAAAUGAAAAUGUAAGUAAACAAAAACACCCCCCCCCCCACAUUUGAGAUGUUACUAUUGUUUUCAUCAUUAGUUAAUAUUCAUUUUCUUGUGUUCUUAAGUUGCGACCUCCAGUGUAAGUACAAGGCAACGGGGCGUGUUGUCACGACCACAAACAUGACUGUAACAUUUGAUUGAGUUUGUGGAUUUAGUUGAAUAUUUUUCCCAGCUUUAAUUAAUAAAGUAACUUCGGGACCGAAUGAAACCAAAAAUCGCUGUUGUUACCUGGGUGCAUUACAGUGGAUAUUAAACGGAUAAAAAGAUGACGAAGUGGUCAUGAUGGGGUUUGCUGUUUCAUUGCUGCAAAAUAUUUGGACUGUGAAAUAUUUUACACUCAUGGCAAAUAAGGAAAGGAAAUGUCAGAUUAUCUCUAAUCCACAAUCCACAGACAUCUGUGGAGCUGUUCAACAUGGAAAUGCAAACCAUUUUUUUUUUUCACUUCAGAAUUUUUGUUGGGAUGAGAAAACAUGACCACCAUUAUGUUGCUGUCCGGUAUAAACAUGUUUUUGGUAAUGGCUGUGAUAACAUACCUCUACUGAAGCCAAGUGUAACUGACAAGGUCUGGUGCACACAAGGUGCCUACAUUUGAACAUGUAGACAGGUGCCAAACUAAACGAUGACUGUGAAAAACAAGGAGAUACGAUCAUGUCAACCACUCACACAUACCACAUACAAAAUGCUUGCAAUUCGUGUUGAAUAGCAUUUCCUAAUUUGGAAGGGGGAUUGGCCAAAAAAUUAGAAUACGCACCUACAUGCAUUUCAUAAUGGUGUCCUUGUGCACCC